AGUAGGUGGGUGAGGAAAGGGAGAAAGGCGGCGGCUGCGGAGAGGGACAGAGACGACGACGACGACGACAACAUUGCCAGGACUACUGUGCAAGGGGCGGGCAAGCCGAGGGCUGCUGCUGGCCGGCGGUGGCCUCCUCCUCCUCCUCUCCUCCUCCCCCGACAGCGAGAUCGGAGAGCCACGUCAAGGGAGUUUCCAGGCUGCCUGAACCGGCGCGGAUGGGGAGGCGCCGAUCGCUUCCGACUCCCUCCUCUGGGCUCGCCGCUGCUGCUGCUGAGUGACGGAUGCGGGUGGCCGAAAACAUCUCUACGUGGCCUGACUUCAGCGGAGAGUCGCCCGGCCGGGGGGGUUGGACGCGAAGGGGCCCCCCAUGGAGACUCGCUACAACCUCAAAAGCCCCGCUGUUAAACGGUUAAUGAAAGAGGCUGCUGAACUUAAGGAUCCAACAGACCAUUAUCAUGCACAGCCCUUAGAGGACAACCUUUUUGAGUGGCACUUUACUGUCAGGGGUCCUCCAGAUUCAGAUUUUGAUGGAGGUGUUUACCACGGUCGAAUAGUAUUACCACCAGAAUAUCCUAUGAAACCACCAAGCAUUAUUCUCUUAACGGCCAAUGGCAGGUUUGAGGUGGGAAAGAAAAUUUGUUUAAGCAUCUCAGGACAUCAUCCUGAAACAUGGCAACCGUCAUGGAGCAUAAGGACAGCUUUGCUAGCCAUUAUUGGAUUUAUGCCAACCAAAGGGGAGGGAGCCAUAGGAUCGCUGGACUACACACCUGAGGAACGAAAAGCGCUUGCUAAAAAGUCUCAGGACUUCUACUGUGAAGGAUGUGGAUCACUUAUGAAGGAAGCACUCUUGCCUCUGACUUCAGGAAGUGCCUCAAGUCAGGCAGAUAAAGAGGCCAAGGAACUUGCCAGACAAAUUAGUUUCAAGGCUGAAGUAAAUUCAUCUAGAAAAUCCACCACUGAAUCUGCAGAUUCAUCUGAAUUGAGACAAUUGAUCAGUCCCCCUCAAGCCCAGCAACAAAGUACAACUCCAGCAUUCCAGGAUACACCCUCCAGUGAAGCGUCUGACAAUCAGACUAAUUCAGCCACUUCCAGUCAAGAGCAUACCCAAACGGUGUCAAGUACUACGUCCAUGAGCCCUCGCCAGCGACGUGCCCAACAGAGAAGGGUGCCAUCUUCAACCAACUUCAAUCAGGUCCAGCAGCCGAGAGUGAACACAAGCCACGUCGGAUCGAACAUGCUGAUUGUUCUCCUUGUUUUAGCAUUAGCGGCUCUUAUAUUCAGGCGAAUAUAUCUAGCUAAUGAUUAUAUAUUUGAGUUAUGAGUUUAUCUUGCUCUUCAGUGACUUGAAUGCUUCAUUAAAACAUUUUGUCAGAAAUGUCUUGAGGACUGUUUACAUAACAUUACGUUUUGUAUUUGCUUACUUUAAGUCUGAAUGUUAAUGUACCAUGAGGCACAUUAAUUUCUGUCCAGAAAGCACACCUCAAUAUUGGUGUGACUGUGAGCUGUAAGUAUAUCUAUACGAAUUAAGCAGAUCAGGUAGAGAAUUAUUUGUGGAACCUGCUUCUGCAACAGCAGGGGACUGAAAGUAUCAUUUGUGAGCUUUGGUGGAUAGUUUUAAUUGAUAGAUAUAAAAUUAUGGUGGUAUGCUAACAAGAGAAGGAAGUGAAUGCUUAUUCAUGAAAAGUUGUAUUAUAAAAGUUUGCUUGAGGACUUCUUAAAUUGAAAUGCAAAUAUGUUUGCAUAGCAAGUAUUCUUAAAUUUAUCAGAAAGGAGAACUUGUUAAUAUUUUGUAAUUGGUUUUAUUUCCUAGACAAUAAAUUCAUUUAAAAAUCCUUUAAAUGGUAGGGAUUUUAUCUUCAGUGAAGAAGAGGGGCCAGAACAUUGCCUGCUUUCUUUUUUCCUCGUAGCUUUUGGUUGUUCUGCAGUUAGACAGGAUGAUCUUUUACAAGAUUUGAAUGUUGUUUUCAAAUUUUCAAUUGUGUGUAUUUUUUUAAUUUGAAGGAUCUGGAAAUAGUUAUGUGAUAUCUUCUUGGAGGUUAAUGACUACAAUGUAUUCCAAAAAUAUACGUAAUAUUUUGAAUUGAGAGAUUCCUGUGCCCAUAUUUUUUUAAAAAAAGCUAAAAGCAGUUUUACAGUCCCAUGAGCUAAGCUAUGUGGUUGUUGUUUUUUGAUAAAUCUUUUUUUCCCAUUGACAGAAAUUAAUAAAGUAAAAAAAAAAACCCGGAAUCUUAUUGUUACACAAUGAUAAAGACUAAGAGCAGAAACCAAAUUAGAUAUAUAACAUUAUAUGAAAAUGUUAAAACAGUUAUCAAUAUUGGCUAUUUUUGAUAUAAAUUCUACUAGUUCAAAAGAGAUUAAUAAAGAACAUUAAUAAUUGAUUAUAAUUCUAAAUUUCUAGAGUUUUUCUCACAAAAUAUAAAUCAUAUAGGUCAGUUAUAAUCAUCUUACUUAAUGUAUUUAUCCAUUUGUCUAUCCCCCUUUAAUCCAUUUUCAAUAUAAUAUAUCAUUAAAAUUAUUGAUAAUUUACUCGCAUCAUUUCAGCAAUAUUCUUCAUAUUUCACCAUUAUACUUUUUGGGGGGAGGUAUAAUAUGCAUAAUAUGUUUUCCAUUUGUCUUGUAAUACUUGAUUGGUCUCUUAUUCACAGAGUUUAUUAAUUUUGCCAUUGCUGAAUCUUCCACUACUUUAUUUUCCCAAAUUUUUUGGCAAAAGGAUUCUUCUACUUUCCAUUUUGUUGCAAAUACUCUGGUGGCUGUUGUCAAAUAUCAGAUCAUUUUUUCUGGAAUAUUUUUGGUAACAUGCCUAAUCAUAGUCUAGGUGUCCAUAACAAACAACCGUUUUUGUGUUUUUUCCUGUAUUUCUGCAUGAAUAUUUUCCUAAAAUUGUUUAACUUUUCUGCACAUGCACCACAUGGUAAAAAGAGCCAUCUGCUUCUUUAUAUUUCGAGCAUUUUACCUUAUAGUUCUUGUACAUAUUCUCGAUAUCCUUUGGGGUGAUGUAUCACUGAUAAAACAUCUUGUGCCAACUUUCUCUUAACAUUUGGCUGGUUGUUUUUAAUAAGGUUGUUAUAGCUGUCCAUAAAAUCAGCCAUUGCCACAGAGCAAAUUUGAUAUUUAUUUCAAUAACAGCAAGUGAGUUGAUAAGGAAAGGACUCUGAGAUUUUAAGAUAGCUCCCUUUCAACUAUUCUUCCUUGCCAGCAGGUGGAUCCUGACACUCCAUGUUCCUGGUAAUCUAUUGAAUUAAGUGAUUAAACUUUCAACACUGUGAUCUACUUUGGAAUUGUAAUGAAGGGUUUAUCUGCUCUACUGUAGCAUUACUGGAAUGUGUCAGAAUAAGUGUAGAUUGUCACUCUUUAAAACUAUCCAGGAUACAAAAUGAGUGAAAUUAUUGAUAUGUAAAGGAGAAAACUUGUGCACUUGUUGUGCACUUAUUGCUGCCAUGUGGCUAGUUGCCUGGCUCUGGGGCUUUCCCCUCAGUUUCCUCUUCUGAAGGAGCCUCUUGCUAUGAAGCUUCCUCCAUUUUGGCCACGGGCCACUUUCUCCUGCGUUUAAGUGCAAUCUCCCUCUGGGGAAGGCAACCCUUGGCCAUGUCCUUGGAGGUGGGGGUGGUCUAUUGAAAAUUCAAGAGAUUUAACUGGUCAGUUGAAUUUUUGACCAACUAGCAGUUUGAAAAAACAAACAAAUAGUAGUGUGGCUGGAGAAGCAGGUGGAUAGGUGGGGAAAAACAAGGAAUAGCAACAAAACCUGGAAAAAAGAGUAACUAAUUGUUUAGCUUCAUUAUGAAAGUGAAGCAACCGGCAAUGUCACGUUUUUACCUGCAUGAAAGCCAUGUGGCUUCUUCGAUCUGCCAUGGAGUGGCUUCGGAAGAGGUGAAAAACAUUGCAUAAUGGAAAAUCUGUGGCGAAGGGAAGGUCUACCUGCAGUGAGGCAGAAUGCAAGUGGGUAAAUGGCCUGUGUUUAGAUAGAAAACUGUUAUCUCACUGUAGUUAUGGGGGGAAAUGUUUGGGGAGGGGUCAAAUUUAUUUUGGUUUUCUUUGUUCUAAUCCCUUGUCACUUCCUUUCUUCUCCUUCAAGCUGCCCUGUACAUGGGACUUAUUUUCCAGCAUGAAAAAGCACUUGCAUGUUUGUUAUGCAUGGGCAUUAUUUGACCACAGGUUAUGGAGUAGAUUGUGUUCUUACUUUAUUUUAGAACUUGUUAGCAAACAAAAACCGAGAAUUUGAUGAACUCAAAAUAUGGCUGUAGACUUUGAAACCUCCACAGCAAUUGGUUGUAAGAGUUCUGGCUGAAUUCACCAAAAUAAGAUCCUUAGCUUUUAGCUCAGUUACUAAGAUGUAACUGAAUAUUUUUGGACACUCCAGCAGCUCAGAAGCUAAACAUACUGUUGACAUUGUUACUUAAAAACCAUGUAGGUAGGAAAGGGUUCAGCAGACAGUAGUACUGUUAAAGCAUUAGUUAAUCGUUAGGACUGUGUGGUUAAUAUGUGAGUGUUUAGAUAUAUAUGUGUGCUUAAGAAAUAAGCAGAAAUAAACACAGCAGAUAUUAGACACACUAAAAUAUAUCUCCAAAUUUGCAGAGGUCUCCACUUGUCCAGCAUAUUUCAAUAUUAUCCAGUGGGGACUGAGAGACUUGCAGGAUGAUGUGAAGAGGGGUAAAUAUUGUGGGUCCAAGACUUGCAAGGUCUUACUCCUAAGCUCAUAAUUUCUAGUUUUGGAAAAACGGGAGGGCCUUGUAUUGAAAGUGGCAUAUGUCAUAAUUUUACACAUUUGAUCUAUCCUGCAAGUAAAUAUAUAAAUCCUACUUUUUCAAAAAGCUGUGCGUGGGGCAGAGAAGUUCAACAUUAGCAAGUGUCUUAACAAGAAAAUAAUAACCUCAACAAACACACUUAUUCAAAUCUCCUUAAAUUGUCUUAUUGUGCACAACAUUCUGUGUUUGAGCAGCGCUAACUUUUAUAUCCGGAUUGAGGCUUGGAACUCUGUAAGAUCGCUAAAAAAGUAUGUUUAAUGUUGGUUUUACCAGUUUAAUAAACAUGGCCCUUUACCUCACAUCUUGA
Messenger RNA from Sphaerodactylus townsendi, 5052 nucleotides. RefSeq names its product ubiquitin conjugating enzyme E2 J1 (gene UBE2J1). The transcript is spliced from 8 exons. The coding region runs from base 371 to 1324 and encodes 317 amino acids. NCBI's taxonomy places the organism in Eukaryota, Metazoa, Chordata, Lepidosauria, Squamata, Sphaerodactylidae. The record is from RefSeq and is a predicted model, not a curated record.